Molecule: messenger RNA, 6882 nt
Organism: Coregonus sp. 'balchen'
Lineage: Eukaryota; Metazoa; Chordata; Actinopteri; Salmoniformes; Salmonidae
Source: the annotation of a GenBank genome assembly
AUGGUGGAAAACGCCAUAUUUUCGAAAUGGCAUAUCUCGAGUUCAAGUUUGAGGACCAAAUAACUAAAUACAUUCGGGAACAAGAAUUGGAAACUUCACUAAAAUUCAUAACAUUGCGAAAGGACAAACAUUUUGGGCAAAAGGGUCAGUUUUCUUUUUUUACUAGCUAACAUUAGGUAGCAAGUAGCUUACUUUUUCUACUCAUCUAAAAUGACCUAAAGCUGAUGAUACACUAGCCUAAUAAAUUAGACCUUUUCAUGAAUUACUGUUGCAAUAACUACUUACGUGACGGCGAGCUUCGUAGGGCUAAUGAUACACUGGCGAUGUUCUUGGAGCAAUGUUGCUGGCAACGGAGUGGGGUUUGCCCUUCUCAGUCAGUCAUUCCUUGGUCGGUUUCAUCAGCUGAGGGCUGAAGAACCGACGCUGAACCGAAGCUCUUGCUAAAGGCGUCCAGAUGCUUCCCAGCCGAAACAGUUCGGAAAAGUUAGUCAUCAUAAUAUAUGCACAUUUUGACUUAUUUGUUAGUUUUGGACAUAGAUAAGUAAUUUUUUUGGCUGUUCGGGCUAAUAUAUUUAUAAUUACCCAAAUUAGUUCAUCUGUGUUGUUUAUAGUGGGCAAAGCCAAGCACAAACUCAAUUCUACCUUGAACUCUUAAACAACGCUCGUAACAGAUUCUAGUUUUGGAACAGAAACAUGUAUUGAGAUCAGAUGUUUCAUCAAUGAGAAAAUUAGUAGAAUGUCGGCCCAGUGCGACUGGACUUCCUCUCACUACUAUAUUUGGUGGCAGUGUUGCCAACUCCUCAGUAAGGAAAGUAGCUUGGCUGUCCUAAAAGUCGCUAAAUGACGCCAUUGCCUAAUUUGCAUAAUUGGCCAUGCGCAUGUAAUUGUGAUGGAUGCUGUAGGAGAGAGGAAUAACAUCUUGGGAGAGACAAAAAGUGAGUAAAAAACACCCUACAUUUACAUUCCGCCCAGGGCGGGAUCAGCCAGCGGCGGCUUCCCGCAUGCGUGAUUCAUUUGCAGUCUGGAGGCGGAGGGGUGAACAUCUCCUGCUCUGACUGCAGCUGGGAGGGACUGCUGCGCGAGGACUGGGCCGCCUGUGAGUGCUUUGGGACGGGGGUAACAAAGCACCCGCUGCUCGUUGAGAAGAGUAAGAACGAUACGUGCUUUCAUGUCAGAGUCUCCAAAUGUCUCCAAUAACACCAGAAAAAGUUGCUAGAUUUGUUGCUAGUUGCUUUUUUGAAAAUGUGUCGCUAGAGGGGUCUGAAUACUCGCUAAAUAUAGCGACGAAGUCGCUAAGUUGGCAACACUGUUUGGUGGUGAGAACGUCCUGAAGGGAUGCUUCAGCUUUAUAGCCCCUGUGACGUGUCUGGGUCACCCCUUCUGUCUGAGGUUCGGGCACCCAACAUUUUUUCUAGCGGCAAGCCGAAGUCGACGCCACUUCGUCGGUGAUUGGUCAACAGUAGGGAUUCUACAAUAAAGUCUGUCAGUCAACUAGAGACGACUUGUUUUCAUGUAACAUUUUUCAUUGAGAAAUACUGCACCAAACAUCGAUCUUAGUUGAUGUAAAAUUGCGCGACUAAGAUCUCCUAGGCAAAAACGUCUAAAUGAAUGACAGAUUUCUUGCCUUAGAUUCAUUAGAUUAAUUCGGACUAUUUUGGCUACAGCGUCUCAAAAUGGACAAACAAUACUAUUGCUGUGUUUUUUUCUCAUUUUCCAGGCAAAGGUAUUUUUAAGGGAGUAUGCAAGCACGCUCCUUCCGUUUGCCUAGCUGAGUUUGGCUAGGCACCAGCCGAACUGAAGCACGGGGACGCCUUAAAGGUGUCCAGAUGCUUUCCAGCCGAAACAGUUUGUGCAUACAGUGGGGAGAACAAGUAUUUGAUACACUGCCGAUUUUGCAGGUUUUCCUACUUACAAAGCAUGUAGAGGUCUGUAAUUUUUAUCAUAUGUACACUUCAACUGUGAGAGACGGAAUCUAAAACAAAAAUCCAGAAAAUCACAUUGUAUGAUUUUUAAGUAAUUAAUUUGCAUUUUAUUGCAUGACAUAAGUAUUUGAUCACCUACCAACCAGUAAGAAUUCUGGCUCUCACAGACCUGUUAGUUUUUCUUUAAGAAGCCCUCCUGUUCUCCACUCAUUACCUGUAUUAACUGCACCUGUUUGAACUCGUUACCUGUAUAAAAGACACCUGUCCACACACUCAAUCAAACAGACUCCAACCUCUCCACAAUGGCCAAGACCAGAGAGCUGUGUAAGGACAUCAGGGAUAAAAUUGUAGACCUGCACAAGGCUGGGAUGGGCUCCAGGACAAUAGGCAAGCAGCUUGGUGAGAAGGCAACAACUGUUGGCGCAAUUAUUAGAAAAUAGAAAAAGUUCAAGAUGACGUCAAUCACCCUCGGUCUGGGGCUCCAUGCAAGAUCUCACCUCGUGGGGCAUCAAUGAUCAUGAGGAAGGUGAGGGAUCAGCCCAGAACUACACGGCAGGACCUGGUCAAUGACCUGAAGAGAGCUGGGACCACAGUCUCAAAGAAAGCCAUUAGUAACACACUAUGCCGUCAUUAAUUAAAAUCCUGCAGCACACGCAAGGUCCCCCUGCUCAAGCCAGCGCAUGUCCAGGCCCGUCUGAAGUUUGCCAAUGACCAUCUGGAUGAUCCAGAGGAGGAAUGGGAGAAGGUAUUGUGGUCUGAUGAGACCAAAAUAUAGCUUUUUGGUCUAAACUCCACUCGCCGUGUUUGGAGGAAGAAGAAGGAUGAGUACAACCCCAAGAACACCAUCCCAACCGUGAAGCAUGGAGGUGGAAACAUCAUUCUUUGGGGAUGCUUUUCUGCAAAGGGGACAGGACGACUGCACCGUAUUGGGGGAGGAUGGAUGGGGCCAUGUAUCGUGAGAUCUUGGCCAACAACCUCCUUCCCGCAGUAAGAGCAUUGAGGAUGGGUCAUGGCUGGGUCUUCCAGCAUGACAACGAGCCGAAACACACAGCCAGGGCAACUAAGGAGUGGCUCCGUAAGAAGCAUCUAAAGGUCCUGGAGUGGCCUAGCCAGUCUCCAGACCUGAACCCAAUAUCCAGACCUGAACCCAAUAGAACAUCUUUGGAGGGAGCAGAAAGUCCGUAUUGCCUAGCGACAGCCCCGAAACCUGAAGGAUCUGUAUGGAGGAGUGGGCCAAAAUCCCUGCUGCAGUGUGUGCAAACCUGGUCAAGACCUACAAGAAACGUAUGAUCUCUGUAAUUGCAAACAAAGGUUUCUGUACCAAAUAUUAAGUUUUGCUUUUCUGAUGUAUCAAAUACUUAUGUCAUGCAAUAAAAUGCAAAUUAAUUACUUAAAAAUCAUACAAUGUGAUUUUCUGGAUUUUUGUUUUAGAUUCCGUCUCUCACAGUUGAAGUGUACCUAUGAUUAAAAUUACAGACCUCUACAUGCUUUGUAAGUAGGAAAACCUGCAAAAUCGGCAGUGUAUCAAAUACUUGUGUAUAUUUUGCAUUUGUGAAAUUAUUUUGACGUGAUAUGAAGGUAAAGGGCUUUAUGUUUCUAGAACCGUAUCGCAAUUGAGUCUAUUCACGUUUAGAUGGAUUUGGCUGUUUUGGCUGCCAGAGCCAGUCUACCUCUGAAAAUAACAUACACUACAUCACCAAAAGUAUGUGGACACCCCUUCAAAUUAGUGGAUUCGGCUAUUUGAGCAGCACCCAUUGCUGACAGGUGUAUAAAAAUCGAGCAUACAACCAUGCAAUCUCCAUAGACAAACAUUGGCAGUAGAAUGGCCUUACUGAAGAGCUCCGUGACUUUCAACGUUGCACCGUCAUAGGAUGCCACCUUUCCAACAAGUUAGAAAGAGCUUCCCCGGUCAUCUGUAAGUGGAAACGUCUAGGAGCAACAACGGAUCAGCCGCGAAGUGGUAGGCCACACAAGCUCACAGAACGGGACCGCUGAAGCGCGUAGCGCGUAAAAAUCGUCUGUCCUCAGAUGCAACACUCACUACCGAGUUCCAAACUGCCUCUGGAAGCAACGUCAGCACAAUAACUGUUUGAAGGGAGCUUCAUGAAAUGGGUUUCCAUGGCUGAUCAGCCGCACACAAGCCUAAGAUCACCAUGCGCAAUGCCAAGCGUCGGCUGGAGUGGUGUAAAGGUCCAACUUUGUGGCAACAGUUUGGGGAAGGCCCUUCCUGUUUCAGCAUGACAAUGCCCACGUGCACAAAGCAAGGUCCAUACAGAAAUGGUUUGUCGAUCGGUGUGGAAGAACUUGACUGGCCUCCACAGAGCCCUGACCUCAACCCCAUCGAACACCUUUGGGAUGAAUUGGAACGUCGACUGCGAGCCAGGCCUAAUCGCCCAACAUCAGUGCCCGACCUCACUAAUGCUCUUGUGGCUGAAUGGAAGUCCCCGCAGCAAUGUUCCAACAUCUAGUGAAAAGCCUUCCCAGAAGAGUGGAGGCUGUUAUAGCAGCAAAGGGGGGGACCAACUCCAUAUUAAUGCCCGUGAUUUUGGAAUGAGAUGUUCGACGAGCAGGUGUCCACAUACUUUUGGUCAUGUAGUGUAUAAGGUCCUUGGACCUUAUGGAGUAAUGGUAGACUCACUCACUCCUUAAGAGUACGUUCUAGAGUGCGGUAUGAAAUAGUAGCUGGAAGCCAUUGUGGGCAACAAUGCUCGACCUUAUUGCCUCAAAAUUGCUAGUGCAUCGUCAGCAUAAGGGAUUCAAUUCCAAGCACAGAUGAGUUAUUUGAAAGAGCAACUUUGUUAGUUUCCCUACAAGCCUAUCAUUCUAAUGGUAAUAUAUCAUAUUCUUGACCUUUUUAAACAGAUGCACAGCCUUUGGCACAGAAAAAACUCAGCUGGGAGAGUAAAAGCCUCCCAUUCAAUGGUGUUCCCUUUCAAGUUGUUGGCACAAAGACGUAUGAAUGCCACCAGGGGAAAGACAGACAAACAAAAGCCAAAGAGAAAUAUGCUGCUGAAAGGGACAAGAAGGAAGUAAGUUAGUAGACGGAUCACUGUAAUUUAUACCAUACACUUUUGCAACAUUAAUUUCAUUUUAAUAAUGUUUAGUACUAACUAACAAUGGAAUGUUCCUCAAUAAAAUGGAAGAAGAUGGGACUUUAAACGGGUGUCCUAACUCUGUGGUCACUAAAGAUCCCAUGGCACUUAUUGCAAGAGUAUGUAAGUGGGGUUAGGGUGGUGAGUUUCCCCAUACACUGUAAAGAGCUUUAGGUGUCUGUCUAGAAAAGUGCUAUGGAAGUCAAAUUGUUUAUUAUUAUUAUUAUCAUUAUUAUUAUUAAACGUUUUGCCAUCUUCCAUAGCUUGAAGACCAUGCCUUUCUACAGAAACGGAAACUGGUACAAAAUACCAAAAAGGUGGACUGCAAGGCUAUAAUAAACAUUGCCCACGUUAUCCGCUUUCCUGAUUUUAAGGUAAAUAUUAAAAAGUAUCAAGGUCUAGGCCUACAGUUGGUCAAAGUCUAAGGCUGCGUUUACACAGGCAGCCCAAUUCCAAUUAGGGGCAAAAGAGAUUAUCUGAUUGGUCGAAAGAUCAAUUAGUGGGGAAAAAGAUCAGAAUUGGGCUGUCUGUGUGAAACAGCCUAACGCUGUACAUAGUAACAGUACAUAUUUAACAAAUACCACAUUAUUUGAUGUCUAGAUUGAGGAAAGUACAGUGCGCUCUAAAAAGGAGGCCUCCCAAACUCUGAAGGCAGCACUAAGUGAAACACCCAGCUCCGUGAAGGCAGAGGUUGUCUACUGCGUCAGGUUCCCCUCCCUCUCUGAGCAUAGCUCACAUGCAGUUGUUGGCGAGGUAAAUCUACAUAUAUAUAAUCUAUAUAAUAGAAUGUUGAUUAAGUUACCCCCUACCCACUGACCGCUUUAUGAUAAACUCAUGUAUUCUUUCUCCAACAGGCAGCUUAUGUUAGGGAAGCUGUAGAUGCCAGGCUGAGAGAGAAGAUUGAGCAGCUGACUCUGUCUGGUGUGAGAAAGAUGACUGAAAUGAAGUGUCAUCUUAACACCUUUGUAGUGGAAGAGCUUUUCUGUGGAGAGCAGCCCCCUCCACCUACUCGCAGGCGGUAUUACCCGACUGACAGUGACAUAAGAAAUGUCAUGUUUAAGACCAAGCAAUCCACCAGAGACCCCAACAUUGACCGUCCAGACGAAGGUCCAUCUAGAAGAGGAAAGAAGAGGUCAUCUAGGAAGGUGUUGCAGUUGAGGAGUCAAUGUGCAGGAUAUCUUAAAGAGAUCACAGACCUCACUUAUCAUCUCCAAGAUGAACAGUGCAUGACUGACCUGUCUUCACGUCUCAAAAGCGUGUUGCUGGAUAUGAAGGCCAAUGUUCCACAGGAUACAGGCCUUCCACUGACCUUUUCUCCAAGGAAGAGAAAAGCUGAGAAGGCCAUGGACCCCCUACCAACCAAGAGAGCAUCACACCCUUUCACAGGCGGGGUAGAACAGCAUACAGAGGACAUAGUGAGUGUGGAUACCUUGUUGGCAUUGACCCUAGGGUAGUAGGGCUGUGUGGAGACAUUUACAUUUUUAGUCAUUUAGCAGACGCUCUUUUCCAGAGCGACUUACAGUUAGUGAGUGCAUAAAUUAUUUAUUUAUUUUUCAUACUGGCCCCCCGUGGGAAUCAAACCCACAACCCUGCCGUUGCAAACGCCAUGCUCUACCAACUGAGCUACAUCCCUGCCAGACAUACCCUGGAUGACGCUGGGCCAAUUGUGCGCCGCCCCAGGAUCUCUAGUGGCACAGCUAGCACUGCGAUGCAGUGCCUUAGACCACUGCGCUACUCGGGAGAGUUAAGUUACACUACCUUGUUGGCAUUGAGCCUAGGGCUGAGGACGGAGUGUGUGGGUCCUUCCACCAAUUGAGUAUAUUUUGGGUAGUGUAACUUUUAUUUCAACUAAUAUUAACACAACUUGA